This is a messenger RNA of Strongylus vulgaris, 270 nucleotides long. Lineage: Eukaryota; Metazoa; Nematoda; Chromadorea; Rhabditida; Strongylidae. The record is from the annotation of a GenBank genome assembly.
CCAACAGGUCGUUUUAUUAUCAAACAUCGCGAACGGACUGAACCAUUUUACCAGUCAAAGUCAAUGCAGUUGCUCUGUCUAUUGAAAGCGCGUUUAUGUCACAGCCGCGAGCCGCUGCAGCUUUAUCGCAGAAAUUUAGAACGUCUGAACUAUGAGGGAGAUGAAUACAGUUUUGGGCAACUUUCGGCGCUUUCCCUAUGGACCUUAACUGGCGUUCUGAAUGAAGAGAAUCCUCAACAAUUAGCCAAGGAGGAUAGCCCGGUAUAUUAA